AUGGCCGUCUAUGGAAAGAUCGACACCUACGAGUUCGAUACGAAUUGGGACGAAUAUAUCGAAAGGUUAGAGCAUUUUUUCACUGCCAAUGAAAUUGACGAUAAUGACAAGAUGAAGUCUAUAUUGUUGACAGUGUGUGGCCAGAAAAUGUACGGACUUAUUCGUAAUUUAACGUCCCCGCAAAAGCCAUCUGAUAAAUCAUAUGCCGAUUUGAAAACAUUGAUUGCACAACACUUGAAACCUAAACCACUGGCGAUCGCAGAACGAUUCAGAUUUUACCAGAGAAAUCAGGGCAAACAGGAAACUGUGAGUCAGUAUAUGGCUGAACUUAGAAAGCUAAGUGAACACUGUGAUUUUGGCGAAUUCUUGAAUCAAGCUCUACGUGACCGUUUAGUGUGUGGUCUUUCAUCGGUGGCAACCCAGCGAAAAUUACUGGCGGAAGACAAGCUUGACUUGAAAAAAGCCAUGGAGGUAGCAAUUUCUAUGGAGCUCGCGGAGAAUGAAGCCCGUAAAUUAAAGGUUGACGCGCAGGAUGUUCAUGGACAUGAAAGUGUACACAAAGUAAGUGUAACAAAAGGUAAACCUUGCUACAGGUGUGGAAAAACUAACCAUACUCCAGACCAGUGCUUUUACAAAAACAGUAAAUGCCACACGUGCAAUGAAAUUGGACAUAUACAUAAAAUGUGCUCAAAAAAGAAAUCAGUCCAACGUAAGAAACAAAAAAGGAAGUCCAAGCUAAAUUUUGUGUCCGAGAAUCAAGAAGAGGAUAACAGUGGAAAUGAACAUUGGCCUAUUUUCUCACUGUCAGGGGAACAUGGAAGGGUCAAGGAGAUAAAGAUAUCAUUGACACUGGAAGAUGAACCCAUAGAAAUGGACUUGGACACUGGCGCUUCUAUAUCAGUGAUAUCGGAACAACAGUACAAGGCCAAGUUAGAGCAAAAAGUGACAUUGCGUCCAAGUACUGCUAUUCUGAAAACUUACUCAGGAGAAAUGUUAGGAGUUCUGGGUGAAGUGAAUGUACAUGUGAAAUAUCAGACACAAAAUAAAUUCUUACCUGUUGUCGUGGUGAAAGGAAAUGGACCAGCAUUAUUUGGUAGGAAUUGGAUGGAAGCUAUAAAACUGGACUGGCAGUCAAUUCAUUUUGUGGCUGGGGAUUUGAAAAAGUAUUCAGUGUUUGAUAACAAACUGGGAUGUAUCAAAGGUGUAACAGCAACCUUGAAAGUCAAGGAGGAUGUUCAACCAAAAUUCUUCAAGCCACGACCAGUGCCAUUCUCUCUGCGUGAUAAGAUAUCUGCUGAGUUAGACCGACUUGAGCGGACAGGCAUCCUAAAGAAAAUUGAGUGUUCGGACUGGGCAGCGCCAAUAGUCCCAGCAAUGAAAGCUGAUGGAUCUGUACGAAUAUGUGGAGACUUUAAAGUUACUGUAAAUCCAUACCUGGAUAUUCCGGAAUACCCUUUUCCGACAAGUGAGGAGUUGUUCACAAAGCUAAAUGGUGGAGAAAAGUUCUCUAAGUUGGACUUAUCUCAAGCUUAUAACCAAGUAGUUUUGGAUGAAGAAUCUAGGAAGUAUGUGACAAUAAACACACAUCAAGGACUGUACCAAUAUACUCGUUUACCUUUUGGCAUUGCGUCAGCUCCUGCUAUUUUCCAGCGCACCAUGGAUACGAUUCUCCAAGGUCUCGACAAAGUUGGAUACAUACUUGAUGAUAUCUUAGUAACCGGUGCAAAUGACAAUGAACACAAACAUAUCUUGGAAAAUACACUUAAACGAUUAGAUAGUUAUGGUGUGAAGUUGCAAAAGUCCAAGUGUCAGUUCAUGCAGGACCAAGUCGAGUACUUUGCGUUUGUGGUGAGCAAGGAGGGAAUUAAACCUUCACCGAAGAAACUUGAGGCAAUUCAGAACAUGGAGGAUCCAAAGUCUAAGAAGGAACUACAGAUAUGGUUGGGAAUUGUGAACUAUUAUCGAAAAUUUAUCCCAAACAUGUCAACACUUAGUGGACCACUUACACAUCUGUUGGCUAAAGAUGUUCCAUGGAACUGGACUCAAGAGUGUUCUGAAGCCUGUGUCAAGGUCAAAGACCUGCUGGUUUCCUCACAGGUAAUGGCUCACUAUGACCCUCACAAACCGCUGGUGUUAGCUGUAGAUGCUUCUGGAUAUGGAUUAGGUGCUGUGAUCUCGCAUACCGAUGGUGUGAAUGAAAAACCUAUUGCAUAUGCUUCACGAACAUUGACCUCAGCUGAGAAAAACUAUUCGCAAAUAGAAAAGGAGGCCUUAGCAAUAAUCUUUGGAGUGACAAAAUUUCAUUCAUAUUUGUAUGGGCGGAUGUUCACGCUUAUCACAGACCACAAACCCUUAACUAGCAUAUUUGGACCUAAGAAAGGCAUUCCAAUUCUAACUGCUUCGCGAUUGCAGCGAUGGGCAAUUCAACUGUCAUCUUACCAGUUUGACAUUAAAUAUCGAGCUACUGGGAAACAUCAAAAUGCGGAUACCCUCUCACGUUUUCCAAUGGCGUGUGUUGACCAAGAGUCAAGGACACAGUUUGAUAGAGAGACUGAACAAAUUCACAAAAUACAGAUAAGAAACUUACCUGUGACCGCGGAUAAAGUGGCUGCUGCAAUAAAGAAUGAUGUGGUACUUUCCCGUGUAAUGGAGUUUACUAGGAGUAGUUGGCCAAGUUUACAACCUGACACUAAUUUGUUACCAUAUUUCCGAGUUCGAAAUGAGCUUACCAUUGAAGAUGGAUGUUUACUUCGAGGGAUCAGAGUGAUUAUCCCCGAAAAGUACAGACAGGAUGUACUGGAGGAGUUACACGUUUCUCAUCCUGGAAUGGUCCGGAUGAAAUCAUUAGCCAGACUUCAUGUAUGGUGGCCCGGAUUGGACUCUGAUAUAGAGACAAAGGUCUCUCAGUGUGGACCUUGUAGAAGUCAGUUACCAAACUUACCAAAGGCUCCAGCAAAUCCGUGGUUAUGGCCUAGUGCACCCUGGAAAAGAGUGCAUAUUGACUUUGCAGGACCUUUCAUGCAACGUAUGUUCUUGAUAAUCGUGGAUGCGUAUUCUAAGUGGAUGGACGUAGUGAUGAUGACUUCUACUACUUCUGAAAAUACUAUCAAUGCAUUACGAUAUCUAUUCUCCUCAUAUGGAUUACCUGUGGAAAUUGUUUCGGACAAUGGACCGCAAUUUGUGUCAGAAGAUUUUGAGAUAUUUCUAAAGGAGAAUGGAGUACGUCACAUCAAGUCUGCACCAUAUCACCCUGCGUCCAAUGGAGAGGCGGAAAGAGCAGUGCGUACCUUUAAGCAGGCAAUGAAAAACAUGGCAAGUGAGACUGGGACUCUGAAUCAGAAACUUGCAGCAUUUUUAUUGUCAUAUCGCACGACACCUCAUACAACUACCAAAACAACACCUGGAGAGUUAUUUCUCAACCGCAAACUACGUACACGACUGGAUGUUGUGAAACCUCACAUGACAGAUCGUAUACAGCGGAAGUCAUUGCCAGCUGAGAAGAAGGUGCGGGAACAUCAGAUCGGUGACAAAGUCAUGGUUCGUGACUAUCGUGGAAGUAAAGUUUCGUGGAUACAAGGGAUCAUUGUGCGAAAACUGGGACCUGUUACUUACCGUGUGAAUAUUUAUGGUAUGUUGUGGAAACGACAUAUUGAUCAGAUUCGUGAAUGUGGUAUGUGUGAGUUAGGCAGUCCGGAAUCCGUGAAACCAAAUCCUUUAAACAGCAUUGUGCCUGUUAAUGCACCAUUAGAGAGCCAAGGUGAACAAUUAGAUACUCCUUCUAUCGCUGAUGUACCGUCAUGCCAGGAUUCUGUGUCCAAUAAUCCGAUUGUAGAGGACAAUUCCAAACGUUCCGUUGUCAAUGCGCGAAAUUCGGACAAUAAUUCAGUACAACCGCGAUAUCCACGUCGUCAACAUCGCAAGCCUGAAAGACUUAUUGAAAAGUGUUAA
Molecule: messenger RNA, 3948 nt
Organism: Ostrea edulis (European flat oyster)
Lineage: Eukaryota; Metazoa; Mollusca; Bivalvia; Ostreida; Ostreidae
Exons: 1
Coding region: 1-3948 (1315 amino acids)
Biological process (GO): DNA integration; proteolysis
Molecular function (GO): nucleic acid binding; aspartic-type endopeptidase activity; zinc ion binding
Source: RefSeq, a predicted model, not a curated record